AUGAUGAUGAUGUUCUCGAGAUGCUUCGUUUCUCAAUUUCACGCCCUCGUAUGGCUGGUAGUGCUGCACGCUGUUCAUCAUGUUGGUGGAGCCAUUUUAGAGUCACAAGCACCCCACCGAGGAGUUAAAGCUUAUCGGCCGCUGCAAGAUAAUAAUCUGGAGGAUGUGUCUGCUUCCUCAGUUGCUGCACUGCGCUACGAUCCAGAUCUGAGAGAUGUGAACAUAGUUGCGACUUACAGUGACCAUCACGGCAAUAUACGGCUUGGUAGGGUGAAAAUGGGGGAUCUUUCAUCUUCUUGGGUUUUGGAGAAUCCUUCCAAUCAAGUUAGCCGCAAGAAAAAAGGUUCGCAGCUAGUGUAUCCGCGGGAAAAUGAUACUAGAAUGGAAGAGAGUGCAAGUCUUUCUACAACUGAGCAGUCCGGUGAAAGCGAGAAUGAGUUUCCACACGUGGAACUUACGAGCCCUGCGAAACUGAAGCGUCAGAGUUUACGUCGGGAAAGGAGAGGUCAACGAACUCUGGAGCUUAUCCAACAAGAUAAGGGAACUGAUGAGCAGAUGCAAGAAACAGCCAUUGAGAACGCGCUUGAGCAAGCAAAAGCCAUGGGCCAUGCUCUCUCUCUUGCAAAAGAUGAGUUAUAUGACUGCCAUGAACUUGCAAAGAAGUUCCGGGCCAUGCUUCAGUCCACUGAACGCAAUGUUGAUGGACUGAAGAAAAAGGGCAGCUUCUUAAUUCAGCUGGCCGCCAAAACAUUUCCCCAGCCACUGCAUUGCCUGAGUCUGCAGCUAGCGGCAGACUAUUUUCUUCGGGGUUUCAAUGAAGAGGAUGCAGCCAAAAAGGAUGGCAGUCGAAUAAAGCUUGAAGAUCCUUCUCUCUAUCACUAUGCGAUAUUUUCGGAUAACGUUCUGGCUACAUCAGUGGUGGUCAACUCCACUGUGUUGAAUGCAAAGGAACCGCAGAAGCAUGUGUUCCACAUAGUAACGGACAAACUGAAUUUUGCUGCAAUGAAGAUGUGGUUUCGCGUGAGUGCUCCUGCUGAUGCGACAAUUCAAGUAGAGAACAUCAAUGAUUUCAAGUGGCUGAACUCCUCCUACUGCUCGGUUCUACGGCAGCUUGAAUCCGCAAGGCUGAAAGAAUACUAUUUCAAAGCAAAUCAUCCGUCGUCAAUCUCUGCAGGAGCGGACAAUCUCAAGUACCGAAACCCAAAGUAUUUAUCGAUGCUGAAUCACCUGAGGUUCUACCUGCCUGAGGUAUAUCCGAAGCUGGAGAAGAUCCUGUUUCUUGACGAUGACAUUGUGGUGCAAAAGGACCUGGCACCCCUGUGGGAAGUGGACAUGCAAGGAAAAGUGAACGGUGCGGUGGAGACGUGCAAGGAGAGCUUCCACAGAUUUGACAAGUACCUCAACUUCUCAAAUCCAAAGAUAUCAGAGAACUUCGACGCGGGGGCUUGCGGGUGGGCGUUUGGGAUGAAUAUGUUUGACCUGAGAGAGUGGAGGAAGAGGAAUAUCACAGGGAUAUAUCAUUACUGGCAAGACAUGAAUGAGGACAGAACGCUGUGGAAGCUGGGUUCGUUGCCACCGGGGCUCAUCACAUUCUACAACCUGACAUACGCAAUGGAGCGGAGCUGGCACGUGCUGGGGCUAGGCUAUGACCCAGCGCUCAACCAGACAGCUAUAGAGAAUGCAGCGGUUGUGCAUUACAAUGGGAACUACAAGCCAUGGCUGGGUUUGGCAUUCGCCAAGUACAAACCCUACUGGUCCAAGUACGUCGCGUACGAUAACCCCUACCUCCGUCUCUGCAACAUCAAUGAAUGA
Molecule: messenger RNA, 1812 nt
Organism: Thlaspi arvense
Lineage: Eukaryota; Viridiplantae; Streptophyta; Magnoliopsida; Brassicales; Brassicaceae
Source: the annotation of a GenBank genome assembly